AUGAUUCGUUCGUUAUACACUGUGUCACCACUACGUCAUUUUCUACGGUCUUCAAGACCUUUGGGCCCCUCAAACUUGUCCAUAUUGAGCAUAUCUUCAUCACGGCUGUUUUCCAUAACUUCCAGAUCGUUCAAUGCCGUAAAACAAGUCGAACCACUCGUCCACCAAGUUCCCGUGUUUUCUCCAGAAGAAAAAGAAGCCGCAAAAAAAGCCCGUUUAGAAGGUUUGGGGCCCUAUGUGUCCAAGCUUCCACAGAGAUGGAUCCCAUACGCUGAAUUGAUGAGACUCGAAAAACCUGUGGGCACUUUACUCUUACUUCUUCCUUCAUUCUGGGGAAUUACAAUGGCCGCCUAUGGAAUUGGUGCUCCGGUUUUGACCACGUUAAAGGUGGUGAGUCUCUUCAGUAUUGGUGCCUUGGUUAUGAGAGGUGCUGGAUGUACUAUCAAUGAUCUUUUGGACCGAGAUUUGGACAAUAAAGUUGCAAGAACGAUGGAACGACCCAUUGCAAGUGGUCGAGUUUCUGUUCCACAAGCCAUAACUUUCCUUGGAGUUCAGUGUUUUGCUGGCUUGGGAGUCCUUUUGUCUCUUCCAUUUGAAUGCUUUUACUUGGGCGCACUUUCCUUACCAUUCGUUGCAGCUUAUCCUCUCUUUAAAAGGUUUACAUACUAUCCUCAAGCUAUGCUUUCUAUAUGCUUUUCUUGGGGUUGCUUGCUUGGGUUCCCUGCUGUGGGGGCUCCAUUGAACCUUUUCGUGGCUGUGCCUCUCUUUAUUUCUAAUUUUUUGUGGUGUAUGAUCUACGAUACCAUUUAUGCCCAUCAAGAUAAAAAAUUCGAUAUUUCUGCUGGCAUCAAAUCCACCGCCCUCAAAUGGGGUGACAAGUCCAGACCCUACAUGAAUGUGCUUGCGUCUGGUCAGGCUGGGUUAUAUGCUUUGUCGGGUUUCAUGAACAAUAUGGGACCCGGGUUCUAUUUGACGGGAGCUUGGGGCUUCGCCAGGUUGUUCUCUCAAAUCAAAAAUGUCAAUUUAGACGACCCCAAAAGCUGCUGGAAAGCGUUCACCGGUAACAUUAGAACCGGGUUCAUUUUCUGGUUGGGGAUGGUCGUGGACUAUAUCAUGUUGAUGUGUGGUUGGAACUUUUUUUAG
Molecule: messenger RNA, 1143 nt
Organism: Meyerozyma guilliermondii ATCC 6260
Lineage: Eukaryota; Fungi; Ascomycota; Pichiomycetes; Serinales; Debaryomycetaceae
Product: 4-hydroxybenzoate octaprenyltransferase
Exons: 1
Coding region: 1-1143 (380 amino acids)
Biological process (GO): ubiquinone biosynthetic process
Cellular component (GO): mitochondrial inner membrane
Molecular function (GO): 4-hydroxybenzoate polyprenyltransferase activity
Source: RefSeq, a predicted model, not a curated record